Molecule: messenger RNA, 1649 nt
Organism: Colletotrichum acutatum
Lineage: Eukaryota; Fungi; Ascomycota; Sordariomycetes; Glomerellales; Glomerellaceae
Product: PAF acetylhydrolase
Exons: 2
Coding region: 286-1419 (377 amino acids)
Molecular function (GO): 1-alkyl-2-acetylglycerophosphocholine esterase activity
Source: RefSeq, a predicted model, not a curated record
ACUCAAGGUAUGAGAGGCGCAGCUACUCUCUUUUUCCAUCUUUCCACCUUGCCCGGCCUAAUGAGACUUGUCUCGAAUGGGAAGCAACCACGCGAGAGGGUCUUCGAGUGUAAUCAUGGGCACGACGAAGUGAGGAUGGAUGAGUAUAAGAUGCAUCGUCUUUCUCGUUCUGUUUCAUCUUUCUUAACUCAGACAAGCACUAUCUCUCUUGAGUAAAUUACUUCACACACCGAGCACCUCGUCAAACACUUUCCUACCACUUUUUAACCUUCAAUUCCUGACAUCAUGAUCCCAGCGUUGAUCAUAGGCGCUCUCGCCUCAGCGACUCAGGCGAUUCUCGUCAACGGACCAACUGGACCUUACGCGGUUUCCAUGUCAGUGGAGGCCCUGACCGAUGACAGCAGGCUCGACCCUUACGCCCCAGUCAACAACACGCACUUACGGCAAGUUAUGACUUCGACUUUCAUGCCCGUUGAGAAGGCCAAAAACUCCUGUGAGGGUAUGGAAAGAGUGCCAUACAUGACGCCCCUUGUGGCCGCGGCCUACGACCAGCUGGGCGUCGCUGUCGGCCUACCCAACGGCACCUUCUCUUCAUUCGAGAUGGAGUUCUGUCAGCCUAGAGCACGUUCAUGCAGGCGUCCUCGCUCGAACUAUCCGCUAGUGCUGUUCUCCCCUGGCUGGGGCAACCCACGCCUCCUCUACGGCGCUAUGGCUCGCGAGGUGGCCAGUCAUGGCUUUGCUGUCGUUACGAUCGACCACCCGUACGACCCUUCUUUUGUUGAGUUCCCUGAUGGAACCGUGUAUCAGGCUGUGAAUCUCGACACCGACAAUACCACACAGUUGGAGUCUCUCACCCAGGUUCGAGCUGACGAUGUCACCUUCGUGCUCUCACAUCUUCAAAACAACCCCAUCAAUGGCGUCAACCUCAAGCGCACGAUUAUGUUUGGCCACUCGUUGGGGGGCGCUACGGCGGCGGCUGCAAUGUUGCAAGAUUCGCGCAUCUUAGGUGGCAUCAAUUUGGACGGCAAGCUUCUCGACCCCGUACUCAACGCAGGUCUCGAUCGGCCUUUUACUCUCGUUGGCCGGCCGGGACAUUCAGCCGAUGAUCCGACCUGGGACGUCUUCUUUCCCGCUCUGCGAGGCUCAAAAGCUUUGCUGACCGUCAGCAACACCACGCACGGGGCGUUCACAGAUUUCCCCAACCUCAUUUCUUCAUUGAACCUUACUUUGCCUGAAGCAGCACGCUCUUUGUUGGAGAGCGAGCUUGGGAGUCUAGAAUUUGGCAGGAUUGGAAAGGUUGUUGCUGGAAUUGUUGGGGCUUUUGCUGAUUUGGUGUUGCAUAAGCGGGCCAAGUCCGUCUUCACUAACGCGGGUGAUCCUGCCUUCCCGGAGGUUGUAGGAACCAGCAUUGACGUCUGAUUUCGAUCAAACUUGAGUGCAUACUACUUUGCACGACUUCAGGCUGGUAUUAGGAUAAAUGGAUGAAGGGGUACUUGAAAGCUCCAUUGAUACAUUGUGGCUGAAUUGAAUGCCCGAAGGUUUGGACUGUAAAUGGAGGAAUGAUGACAUAUUUGUCUUUUCUUCUUGUAUAAUUAUUAAUAGGUUUGUUAACAAUUUACUUUCAUCUAUAUGUGGUGGUGUUUUUCCGG